AUGGUCAACUGCCCCAAGACGAUCAAUGCCUAUUGUGUCAAGUGUAAAACACAUAAAGAACACAAAGUUUCACAAUACAAGGCAGGUAAAACAAGACGUACAGCUAAAGGUCAAAGAUUUUAUGUCAUUAAACAGAAAGGAUAUGGUGGACAGACAAUGCCAAUCUUUCACAAGAAGGCAAAAACCACCAAAAAGAUUGAUGUUUGUGUUGUGGGAGGAGGUGUAUUUGGCUUACAAACAGCAUUGAAAUUAGUGGAGAAGGGUAAGAAGGUUGCAAUUGUUGAAAGUGGACAAGUUGGUUCUGGAGUUUCGAAUAACACAACAGCUAAGGUUUCUGCACUUCAUUCCAUUAUUUAUUCGAAAAUUGAAAAGAAAUUUAAUAGAAGUGUUUCCUCCCAAUAUGCCCAAAUGAACAUGGCAGGCGUGAGAGAAAUGGGAAAUACUAUCAAGAAGUAUGGUAUCGAAUGUGAUUGGACUAAAUCAGAUUCGUAUACUGUUGCCCUUUCAGAUAGCGAAUUGAGAAUUGUUCAAGAUGAAAUUGACGCUGCCAAUCAUGCUGGUCUAUACGGAGUAGAUUACAUCUAUCCAGAUCAUUUAAAAGAAAUACCAUUUCCAAAUAAGGGAGCCAUUCGUCUAAAAGAUCAAUAUGUCUUCAACUCAUUUGCCUAUUGCCAAGGUUUAGCCAAAGCAUUAGAAAAGAGUGGUGUCUUUAUUUAUGAGAAUUCUCGUGUGCAUGGUGUAGAAUAUGCCUCUCCGCACAUUAUUUCAACCAAUGAAGGAAAUGUAAUGGCAGAUAAAGUUGUCAUUGCAACACAUUUACCAAUUUUAGAUAGAUCUGGACACUUCUCAGUGAUUGAAGCACAAUCUUCCUAUUGUGUUGCAUUCAAAAUGAAAGAAGGAGUCAAAGCACCUAUUGGAAACUAUAUAACUAUUGGAAAGUGCGACGAAUUUGGAAUCAAGUCAAUCAGAAGUGCAGAAAAUGGUAAAAUCCUCAUUAUUGCUGGUAAUAGCAACAAGUGUGGUGAAUUCCAUCCAACAGGAAACAGCCAAGAUAUUUACGAUAAUUUAAUCGAAUUUGGUUUUAAUAAUUUCAAAGUUGAAAAGGCAAUUUGUGGUUGGUCAGCUCUUGAUUACUUUACUGCAGAUACGAUUCCAUACUUUGGAUUAUUGCAUCAUGGUAUUAAUACUGUUUAUACGGCAACUGGUUGUAGAAAGUGGGGUUUCUCCAAUUUGAGUGCUGCCUCAUUAAUCGUUUCAGAUAUGAUAUGCGAAACUCUUGAUCCAGACACAACUGGCCUGUGGUCUCAAACAUUCGAUGCCAGAAGAUGGGAUCUCACCAAAUCAACCCUCUCAAUGGUCAAAUUCCAAUCCAAUGUUGCCAAACAUUUCGUCGCCACCAGAAUUCGUGAUGUUAUUAAGGCAAGAACAAUAGAUGAAUUGGGAAUUGAAGAUGGUGGAAUUUGUAAACAAGGAUUAGAAACAAUAGCUGCAUAUAGAGAUGGUAAGGGUGAAUAUCAUCUCUUCCAUCCAACAUGUACUCAUUUGGGAUGUCAUUUGGAUUAUAAUAAUGCUGAAAAGACAUUUGACUGUAGUUGUCAUGGAAGUAGAUUUAAGGCAACUGAUGGAGAAGUAAUUCAUGGACCAGCUGUGAAGCCAUUAACUCCAUUACCUUUGAAUAAAUUGUAA
Naegleria gruberi is the source of this 1686-nucleotide messenger RNA. RefSeq lists its product as uncharacterized. Gene Ontology annotation, cellular component: cytoplasm; membrane; ribosome. The transcript has 2 exons. The record is from RefSeq and is a predicted model, not a curated record. NCBI's taxonomy places the organism in Eukaryota, Heterolobosea, Eutetramitea, Acrasida, Naegleriidae. Bases 1 to 1686 code for a protein of 561 amino acids. Gene Ontology annotation, molecular function: oxidoreductase activity; structural constituent of ribosome; 2 iron, 2 sulfur cluster binding. Gene Ontology annotation, biological process: translation.